Leptopilina boulardi is the source of this 1005-nucleotide messenger RNA. RefSeq lists its product as uncharacterized. The record is from RefSeq and is a predicted model, not a curated record. The transcript is spliced from 2 exons. The coding region runs from base 1 to 1005 and encodes 334 amino acids. NCBI's taxonomy places the organism in Eukaryota, Metazoa, Arthropoda, Insecta, Hymenoptera, Figitidae.
AUGGCGGGGAAAAAAAGGGGAAACCGCAGACCAGGUAAAAGCGAGAGGAAAAUUGGACAGUUGCAAAUAGACAUCGAAGCGGAAUAUGAUUAUGAUAAUAUUUUUAAAACGUGGUUGUCAGAGGAGAUUAUUGAAGAAUUCUCAGAAAAAGAAAAUAAAGUGUUAAAUCAUUAUUUACCGCAUCGACCGGUGAUUAAAACACAUGGUACAACGAAGAUAAGACCUGUCUUUGAUGCAUCAGCAUGUAAGAAGGGAAGUCCUUCGUUGAACCAGUGUUUAGAAAAAGGACCUAAUUUGAUUGAAUUGGUUCCUUCGUCGCCUAAUCGAUUUCGCGAAUACGAGAUCGAUGUGGUGUCAGAUGUAAAACAGGUCUUUUUGCAGAUAGGAAUCAAUGAAUUGGAUAGGAAUUAUUUUCAUUUUUUGUGGAUAAGAGAGGGAGAAUUAAUAACGUUUCUACAUUGUAGAGUAGUUUUCGGUUUGGCGUGUAGCCCUUUUUUGUUAGCGGCUGUUAUUAAUUUAAUUUUAAUAAAGGCGUUAGAAAAAGCGAAGAUGGAUAUUGAUUCUGGUUGGUCGGUUAGUUCGGUUGAAAAAUUGAGACAAUCCUUUUAUGUUGAUAACUGCGUGACGAGCGUUGAAUCGGAAGUAGAGAGAGACAAAUUUGAGCGAGAGACAAAAGCGAUUAUGGCUACGGGAAAUUUUGAUCUACGACGAUGUGAAAGUACGGGUGAUUGUUCUAUAGGCGAAACAUCUUUAGUAAUAGGACUUUUAUGGAAUAAAAAGAAAGAUGUUAUUUCAAUUAAUCCAGCAGUACUUAAUUUAGAAAAUCAAAAAAAUGUUACAAAGAGAACUAUGUCGUCAGCUGCACAUCGCGUUUUUGAUUCUAUCGGUUUCUCCUCUCCGGUAACAUUGUUACCAAAAUUAUUGUUGCAGGAACUGUGGGCGAAAAAAAAGACUGGGUCACUAUUAUUGAUGAUAAACGUAGCGAGAUAUUUACCUCAUGGUUAA